This is a messenger RNA of Diaporthe batatas, 2289 nucleotides long. RefSeq lists its product as uncharacterized. Lineage: Eukaryota; Fungi; Ascomycota; Sordariomycetes; Diaporthales; Diaporthaceae. The transcript has 3 exons. Bases 1 to 2289 code for a protein of 762 amino acids. The record is from RefSeq and is a predicted model, not a curated record.
AUGUCAGCUUCAGAGUCAGUCAUCAGGGAGCAUGUCGCUCACCUAGAGGGCUGGAUCCAAAUUUGCAACAAAAAUCACGGUGCUAAUUGUCAUGUGGAUCCUAUUGAGGGGAGACCGCCGCAUCAUAUCCCAGACUGGGUCAUAGACACCGAGGACUGCUGCAUCGUCCGCGGUUGUAGCGUCCAGAGAUACGCAGCGCUCAGCUAUGUUUGGAGCCCCAAGGACCGCCUCCAAGGGACGUCGGCAACAUGUGACAGGCUCAUGCUGAAGAAGGAUAAUCUCGCCGAUUUCUGUCGAAAGGGCUUCCUCCGCAACAACAUCUUGGAACGAGUACCAGCAGUUAUCAGGGAUGCUAUUGGUUUCGUACAACAUUCCGGGUUUAGGUAUCUUUGGAUUGACAGCCUUUGCAUCGUCCAGCACGAAGACACAACUAGAGACCGCGUUGGUCUUAUGAACGAGAUCUAUUCCGGCGCCUACUUCACAAUAAUAGCGGCUUCAUCCAUCGAGGGACGGGGACUCUACGGCGAGCAUUAUGACUACGACCGCUUACCUGACGGCCCUUCAGCGCACUACUUACACAGCGGGCUUCUAUGUUCGCACUGGGCCUCGCGAGAUCAUAACUGCUUUUGGGAGUGUGAGAGUGAAGUUCAGUGGUCCCCAACUCCCUCCAUGAACAUAGAAUCCUCGGAACAUUCGGUUCGAAAUCAUAACAUGAGGGAAUGCCGAGAAUGGCGACAGGGACAUCACAAUCGCGACAUGCUGGAGGAAAAAGCCCUCCGAGGCUUCCUUGGCCAAGAAUUGAGUAGAGCGAAAUCUCAGGACCGGUCAUCGCUCUCUGCUAUUCCGGACUUCAAAUUAUACAUCGAGCUGGCAUGUCGAUACAACAAUCGUAACUUUACAUACGACCAAGAUGCGCUUCCGGCCUUUUCAAGCAUUCUCGAAGUCUUGUCGCGGCGGAGAUUCCAUGGCGGAUUCAUCUCCGGACUGCCAGCCCUUUUCCUAGACUCGACCCUUCUCUGGCAACCGCUUCUUACCGCACGGCGACGUUCCCCGUCCGGGACAGCAACCAGGAUUGCUCCCAUGGCUCCGCUGCCAUCAUGGUCAUGGGUAGGGUGGCAAUGCUUGAUAGACCCAGACAGUCUGAUAGGUGGCUUAGAUUACAUGGAACAUCACGUUUCAUUUUACGUUUCAUUUUACGUACGGGACCCUUUCAGAAAUAGGAAGAAUUCCUGGAGAAUUCGGAAGCUGGUGGAUUGGUCUGUCCUUUACAAAGAUGGUUCUGUCAAUCCAGUCGACGAACCUGCUCUACUGCAGAGCUUCAAGGAUGACUCGGAGGAGAACCAUGAUCCUCUACCGACAGGGUGGUCUCGAGAUGUCACCGGUGCUUUCAUCCACGCAAAUGAUCCCGCAAACACUUUCCGAUACCCCCUGCCGAUACAGAGUAAUCGUCUUCCCGCGGUAGCCGAUAGGAAUGCUUCUUUGCUAUCCUGUGCGACAACAAUCGCCACGUUGCGCGUUCGACGGGUUCUUGCCCCGUACCGCGAGGUUAGACCGGCGGACCACUCGAGAUGUUCUUUUCCCAGAGUCUCAGUUUUUAAGACAGACUUGUACAACCACGAACCGAAACUUCAUACCUUAUGCCCAGUCAUAACUCUCGAAGAUGAAGAUGGGAGAUGGGCGGGUGCAAUGGCCGUCAUGGAAAACUCGGAAGGGCGUGCCUCUGUCCAAGCUGGGUCGGAGGUCAAGAUCAUAGCCAUCUCGACUGGGAGCGCAUUGCAGCAGGAUGUGGCCGAAUCAUAUCCAGAAAUGGUAGACAGCCAAGGAUUCUGUCGUUAUGGGCCUUCGUGGAAACCCUAUUACUUUGAACCGCGGUAUUGUCGUGAUGACCUUGACAACUUGGGCCGGGACUGGAACGGGGAAUACUCAGUUACAGCCCACACGCGACAAAGUAUAGAAGCCGGCGUAGACGUUGGGCCUUUUGCCCACCGCCUUUACUCAGAUGGAAACAUGGGAAGCCGUGCUACUGUCCAAACUACACCAAGAAAGCCCAAUCACUGGUAUCGCUGGCUUCGCUUCCAUUCCCGACUCGUCCGAGAACAUACAGAGCCCCUUCAUACGGUGGUAAACACUCAAGACCCAGAGCCCAAUCAGUUCGAGCGAUAUAACUUUUACAACGUGCUCUGGGUUGAAACCAUUGACGGCAUUAUGUACAGGAAAGCCGCUGGACGGGUACCGAAGGAGAUAUGGGAGCAGAGUUGCGGGGAACCGACAAAGAUUGUACUGGGGUGA